AUGUCCACCACUACCGAGACCAAGCAGCGCACAGUUGCCGCUCGCUUCGAGACCAAGGACUUGAUCACUUUCGACAAGAAUCACGUUUACGGUGACUGGCGCGACGAGUUCCACAAGAACGGCUGUGUAUUGAUCAAGAAUGUCAUUACUCCCGAGCGCGCGCAGUACUACUGCGACAAACAAAUUCAGUGGCUAAAGAACUUUGAGCUUGGCUUCGACGAUAAGGAUCCCAACACCUGGACUGCUGAGCACCUCCCAAUCAGCUUCAAGGGUGGUAUGUACUAUGCCUACUGCGCGCCCCAUGAAAGGAUAGCUUGGGAGGCUCGCACUGAGCCUAAGGUGGUUGAGAUCUUUGAGAAGCUUUGGGGCACCAAGGAGUUGAUCACUUCGUUUGAUGGGAUGAACAUCUCUCUGCCAAACCGCAAGGACCUUAACUGGAGCCCUUGGCCACACUGUGAUCAGAACCCGGAGCGGAAGGGUAUGCAAGCGGUCCAAGGUCUCCUGAACUACGCCCCUAAUGGCCCGAAGGACGGCGGUCUCAUGCUUAUGAAGGGAUCAGCAAACCUAUUUAACGAAUUCUUCGAGCACAACAAGAAGGACAUCAAGUGGUUCGAGGAGCGAGGCUGUGAGUUGGUAAAGAUCGAUAUGGAGCCUGGUGACUUUGUCCUUUGGGACUCUCGCACUAUGCACUAUGCCUGCCUGCCCGAGGGUGAGCAGAUUCGACACGUGCAAUAUAUCUGCAUGACGCCGAGAAAGUUUGCCGAUGAGGAAGCUCUGAAGGCGAAGAAGUACUGUUUUGACAAGUUCAUUGGAACUACCCAUUGGCCUCAUUGUAACAUUCGUCCUGCCGAGGAAAAGCCGAUGCGGAACGGAGAAGUUUGCCCCAAGCACCGGACUGAGCCGUUUGAGAAGCCAAUUAUCACCGAUCAGGUCCUUCAAUUGGCUGGAAUCAGGCCUUAUUGA
This is a messenger RNA of Penicillium daleae, 963 nucleotides long. RefSeq names its product phytanoyl-CoA dioxygenase family protein. Bases 1 to 963 code for a protein of 320 amino acids. Lineage: Eukaryota; Fungi; Ascomycota; Eurotiomycetes; Eurotiales; Aspergillaceae. The record is from RefSeq and is a predicted model, not a curated record. The transcript has 4 exons.